UUUAGCCAUAUGGAUAUAAUUUAUUUUACAUUAAGCUAAGAAAAUGUUCACGUGAACUAAUCAUCAGGUAAAAUAUGUUCCAUUUAUUUAAUUUCAUUAGUUUCCUAUCCGGAUCAUUUAUUACAAUAAUAUCUAGACCUGUGUGUAUUUCAAAAUGCCUUAAUUAUUAUCAUUAACUCCAUAACAUCUAUGAAACGAAUUCAUUAAUCAAAAAGUCUUAUUCUGAUACUGCUACAUAUAAUAGAACCAAACUCCCUCCUCGCAUAUAUUUGGUUAGUGUGCAAACAAAAUUAAGCGGAUGUUAUUUUCACAUAAAUAGAAACAAGAAUUUUAUCAACCAAGGGGUUAACUCUAUGGUGAAUUAACACAUCUGUAGUUUGGCAUCCACCAUAAAAUUUGCUUAUUUUAACACUUUCACAUUUCUUCCUGUCAUUAGGUUUAGUUCCUAUCUUACAUAAAAUGCAUGAGGGAAACCUUUCUCCGUUAUCAGACACUUCCUCCAUGUUACAAACACUCAAACUAAAUUAAGCAGGACAGUGGUUUAAUAAUGUGUUCAGUUCUUCCUUCUAUAAUGCUUAGCAAUAUUUUACUUAAUUAUGUAGGAUAUAUAUUUAAAAAAUAAAUACAUCAACUUUUACUUCAGGAACGAGUGUGAUUCAUAUGUUCACCUCUAUUUUAAAUAGUAUUAAUGAUAUCUUCUUUUUUCCAUUUGUCUUUUUUAUUUCGUUAUAAGAUUUGUGGUUUUGAAUAUUUGCUGUUGAGACUGAAUUGUCAAUGAUAAAUAUAUUUGAAACAAUGAAAAAUACACUAUUUUCGUUAACAUUCUUUUUACAUUAUUUUUUUUUUCAUUUUCGAAUUAUUCAUUAUUAUUAUCCCCUUUUUUUAAACUGCCUUGUAUUUUUGCUAAUUAGAUCAAAUGUAAUUCUGUUUGUCAAUGAAUUUCAUUUAAAAGCAAAACAAGAUCCAUAUUGCUAGAUAUAUUUUUCGUAUUCAUAUUUGUAUGUAUUUCUAUAUAUUGAUUUCUGACGGAUGAAAUAUGCAAUAGACCGGAAUAGCUAGCUGUGUGUCGAAAUAUAACGGUACCCGAUGACGUAUGUCCAAAUCGGUUGACACGUAAACAGUUGUAGAUAGCUCAGAGACUUGUAGCCUACAGUCUAUCCUUUGUAUUGUUAUGUGGACGCCUAAUUUUUGUCUGGUACCCAUAUAUUGUACUAUAAUUUAGAAAUCAUUAAACAAUACGGGAUAGGCCAAUAUAUCUUCGCAUCUAAGUAGCUUAUCGAGUUAGGCACCCUUCGGCUCUCCAAGUCUUCUUAUGUACUGCGACUGCAAUUUCAACAUGCUCAUCAGUGCCAAGAAAACUGAAUGCACAGAGAUGAAACAUGUGAAGCCAGAUAUUUUUUAAAUUCAACGGCCUUCAGAUAAUUAAAAUAUAUAUAGUGUGAUAACGUAAAAAGAAAAUGUGUGGAAGUAAAGGCGCGGCGCAGACGAUGGGUGGAUCUCGAUUGUAUCUGGAGUGGAUUGGAGGACUUAGCUUCGUAAUUGUUUGAUCAAAUAACUAAAACUGUUAACUAGUGCAAGGUUUUUGUAACUAUCCCUAACAUGGUUACAUAUAUAUUCAAGUUCAUAAAUUGAGCAUAUAAUCUAUUUGAAAUUUUGGGGGCAAAAUCAAUUGAUGUACGUAGCCCGAUUCCGACGAUGGCGCGGAUCCGGUUUUAUUUCAAUAAUAUUUAUUGAAAUAAUCAUAUUUUAUUAACUUUGAAUAAUUACCGGUUUUGUAAAAAGACAAUGGAACAAUCCCCAACUAUGAUAUUUAAAUAUUACGAUUUGUAUUAAACCUAUAGAAUGGAAAAGUAUUCGGAUUUCGUGCAUGGAAUGUGAAAUUCCGGUUAUUUGCAGAACAUAAAAAGUAAAAAUUCACUUAUCCCCCAGGCCUCGAUCCAAAAAAAACUCUUAACUUCUAUGCAGUAUGUAAUAUACUAAUUUACAAUUCAUUAAUAUUUAUUGGAUCGAGGCCUGGGGGUUAUACAAAUUUUUGGUGCAUAUUGUUGGAUAUUAUCAACUUUUACAAAUAUAACACAACUGUUAUGGGUUUUGCAUGUUAAAAUUUCUAUAUGCGUGAAUUUUCGCGGAAAAAACACACUGGAUUUAUAAAGAAGAAGGUAUAAGCUAUUUCAUACCAUGAUGAAAUUUUGGAAUGAAGAUACUUUAUUUUACUCAAAAUCACAGGGCCAUAUUUGGGUAUUCGUGGCUCUUGUUCUCUGUAUUCAUGGAUGUGUUCCAGUUAGGGAAAUGUUUUGAUGUUUGUUUCGUCCAAAUCAACAAUUUAUCUGUUGUGAACAUUUAGUACGUAAAAAACCAGAUAAGAUAAGCUACCUCUGCACGAAAUCUGUAACAACACACAAUGAAUAGAUACACCUAUAAUUUAUCAUUUAGCACUGUCAGAGCAUUCGAGUGUUAUCUCUACUUCCGGAUUUAACCAUUCAAUAUGAUCGAUAGUGAAACAUGAAUACGAAGGAGACGGAACCUCCCCUGCCGCGGGGAGAAAAAUGGCAAUUUGUGAAAUCAGACAAGGAGUACCCUGUGGACCAGUUCUAUUCCAUCGCCGUUUUGCCUUGCGUCGCUCUAGUCACUCAGGGUUACUACGGCGAUAUUGGCAUAGAUGUAAUUGGGUCUGGACAGGCAAUAUACAUCCAAAAGUUGAGUAAACAACAGCGGGUUGUUGCUGAGAUCAUAUCAGAGGAGAAAACCAGGCAUAUAUCCAUCCCCACGGCGUAUAGGGCCCGAUUUUGUGUAGUAGAGAACCACGGAAUAGCUUCCAAGGAAUAUCCAUUGGCUGAGAUUCUGCGCAUGCGCAAACUGCCUUGUGUCGUCAAAUUUUCGCCCAAUAACCAGUUCAAUCUUAUGUCAGUGGAGGGAACAAAAAUGGAGACUGACAGGAUGCGUCUGCGUUUGUUGAAGACGUAUGAGGAGCUGUACCUGGUCGGGAUUCCCAUCUCAGAAACUACUAUUUACAACGAAACAAUGUUGCUACCUUUUUACCUGAACGAAUUGAGAUUAUCGUUGGUAACUGGUAUACAAGGAUAUCCCUCCACCUGGUCUACCUACUUACAACAGCUGACCGUGGCAAAAGUACCAGAUUCUGCAAAGUACGGUAACUCAGAUAUUGCAGUCUACAAAGAAGCAGGGUUAGAGUGGUUUGAACAAUCAGGCGUGGUGCCAGAGACCUACUUAAGCAUACAGGGCGUUAAUGACUUGUCAGGACACCAUUAUGAUGAUCUACAAAAGAAGGAAAAUGACGAUAAGAUGAAAGGUGAAGAUAAGAUAUACGAUAUUGUAUGGGACUGGAAUGUUGGUCGCUCGGUCGUCAGAGAAAGACAGCAACCAGAGAAGAGAGCUGACGACAGAUACAUCCAAUGGAAGACACACAAACAAACAUACUCAUCACGUGAUGUAGCCUCGCGUUCAGAGUUGCGCUAUGUUGAAAGGCCAUUACCGAAACCACCUAAAACUACGGGUAGAGAAAGACCGUGUCUAUCUCCAAAUCCAAAUGAGGCAGACAGAAAACUGAGUAAUCCCCAAAGCGACAUAAGGAAGCAUGUUCAACGAUCGACGUACCUCGAGGUCAGUCCAAACCAAGUAAUCACCUCGACGAAGGAAAACCACCAAUAUAUACAUUCGAUAGAUAAACGUCAGCAGACACAAAUGCUGUCUGGUCAAAGCCAUUUACGAAACGAACUUGAGAGUGCUUUGAAGAAAAAUACUAAAUCAGUGAGUGAUAAAACUUCAUUAAUACCUCCUGUAGAUUAUGAUGUGAGCGAUCUACCACCGGUACCGAAAAGACCCCUAAAGAACGAGUCAUCCCAGGCACUGCUGGCGCCAGACAUGGCUGAUCAACGCCGAAAGCGCAUACCGAGCAUGUCUGUUUCGGAUGUCGGGUAUUGGCUAGGUGUUCUGAAGUUGGACCAGUACGUAGGCACUUUCAAAGAAAACUUGGUGGAUGGUUCCAUCCUUCCAGAACUUGACGAUGACAUUUUGCAAAGAGAAUUCAAAAUGUCUCGUUUUCAUACAAUAAAACUUCGAAAGUUUCUUACGGAAGGAUAUAUUCCUAGGCAGUAAACUUUUCAAUAGAAUAUACAUGUUUCCUUCCAUAAAUUUCUUACGAUUUAUCAAAAGAAUGCAAUUUGUUGGCUGCCUUUAAUAAACGUAUUGUGAUAGGGUACAUGUGUACUUUAACAAAUAAAGAACUUCCUGUUUUAACUGUGA
Messenger RNA from Ostrea edulis (European flat oyster), 4263 nucleotides. RefSeq lists its product as uncharacterized. The coding region runs from base 2503 to 4116 and encodes 537 amino acids. NCBI's taxonomy places the organism in Eukaryota, Metazoa, Mollusca, Bivalvia, Ostreida, Ostreidae. The transcript is spliced from 5 exons. Gene Ontology annotation, molecular function: protein binding. The record is from RefSeq and is a predicted model, not a curated record.